CAUGCACAGUGGCGAGGGGAAACAGCACAGGAAAGCGAAGCAUAGACAACAAGGCCAAGGUCUACCCACCAUCGAAGACUCUUCUGAGGAAGAGGAGUUACGAGAGGAGGAGGAGCUGUUAAGAGAACAGGAGAAGCAGAAAGGCUCUGGGAAGAAGUCGAAGAAGGACAAAGAGGAGAUCCGAGCUCAGAGGAGGCGGGAGCGUCCCAAAACACCGCCCAGCAACCUCUCUCCCAUUGAAGAUGCCUCCCCAACAGAAGAGCUGAGGCAAGAGGCAGAUGAGGAGUUCAGGCGAUCAUCCUUAUCCGAUUUCUCUCCCAGCAUCGAGUCAGAACCAGAGGGAGUUGAGAUCAAUGCUGCAAAGAUUGCAGCAGUACAGAAAGUAUAACUUCCUACAUCUGUUUCUCUCUACUCUCCAACAGCUGAUCAAGGUGCUAAUAAAAGCCCUGAAAAACGAGCCCUGAAAACUGCAGACGAAGCCUACGAAGAUAUCAUGCUAAAGGCUAAAACACCCCACAAAGGAAAAGGUGGACACCCCUCCGGGAAAGAGACGAAAGUCCAGCAGCAGGAGCCUGAGAAAAUCUCAGUGCCAGCUCAGCCCAAAAUACUGAGAUCUCCAGAUGAGGUUUACGAAGACAUGAUGGAGAAGAAGAAAGAAUUCAUGCAGCUGGAGCAGGAACUGAAAAAAGCACAGUCCGUGUCAGAUAGACCCAUACCAGAGAUUGUAUUGCAACCCACUGAGCCAACCAGAUCCACGAGUGUUACAGUUACUAUAGGCAAGGAUGGGAAACCACUGCUCGAUGCUGAGGCUACGUAUGAGGAACUCAUGAAGAAAGUUCUGACUCCUGGGACUAGCCCGACACAGCAGGGUCCUGAUAUAUCUGGGGCGGCCUCUGGUGGUGAGUUCGAAGGUACUGAAUCCAGAAGGGCUCUGCGUCCCAUACCAGACCUGAGGGUUACACAGUGCUCCUCAGGGGAGGAGGAUGCCGAUGAAGAGGCCACUGAGAACAAAAGUCAAGAUAAGCCAAAGACUUCAUCAGACAUUCCUAAAGCUGAUCAGGCACCCUUAACAGCUGCUGCAGAAACUGAGUCCAAAUCAGUUGCUUGCAAGGUCCCCCCAUCAACAACUUCAGACCAACCACAGACCCAAUUUGAAACUUCCCAGGCUGACCAGCCUCUGGACAUAACCCAACAGGAUGUCAUGGACUUGUCUAGUAUGAAGUCCGCAGCCCCUGCUGUUGCCAGUGUAUCGCCCUUACCCACCGUCCCUCAGUACACCCCCACUGUCCCCAGUGUAGUGUCGACCACCCCACCAGUGCCCCCGAAACCAGCCAUCCUGCACAGGGCUCUGUCUCAGGAAAAAGCAGACAUUCCUGAACCCCCUCCACUGCCCCCUCCCACCAUGCCAAAGCCAUCGGUUUACCCCAGGAAACCCCCUGUUCCGCUUCCAUCUCAGGCUAUAAUCAGGUCAGAACAUGUUGCCAUGACAACAGCCCAAGGGUCGCCGGUAAGACAGCCUCAUGUCCCCCCACCGGUUCCUCCAAAGCCAGCCAUCCCUGCUGGAAUGGGGUACAGCCACAGGCCAGGGGAAAACGUCAAACCACCCCUUGCUCCAAAACCUGUCUCUCAGCCUGGCUCUCCUGCCCACAUCCAAUAUCCAAGACCCACUGCCCUCCACACAGGCCAUGCUGAUAUAGCCCUGAAUCUGAGCCCCUCAGCUGAAAGCAGGCCAGGUCACUUCUCAGGUCAUUCCUCGGGUCACUCCUCGGGUCACCCAUCCCCCACUUCUCCGCGAUACGGCAAUCGACACGAAACUUAUGUGGUUAUAACUCUGCCAUCCCAGCCCAACUCUCCAGUGGAAGGGAUCACCACCCAGGCCCCAUCCAGUCCUGGUCCAGCAUCUCCUUCAAGACAUGCCCAACCUCCACCUCAAACUCAAACACAGUAUCAACCACAACCUCAACCCCAGAAACAACCACAGCCACCUCCACCACACACAAAUAGGAUGCCCCUGGCAUUCACUCGCAUCACUGAGUCCAUGGAAAGUCAAGAGAUAUGUGGGCCAGAGAAAGUUGUGUCAAGUUCCUGUCAUGUCAUUGAGGCUAUUUCAGCAUCCGCUCCACCCCCAGAGGUCAGGUUAGGGCAGGUCACUCAGUUUGUGACGACAGAAGUUCAAAGAACCAUGGUGUCUGUCCGACACGAAAGGUCACCGCCUCCACCUCCGGCCCCAAGAGCGAACGGUGUUCCAAUCUCACUGGAGAAACCUAAACCACAACAGACACAGAGUCUCCAGGGCUACCAGCCAGGGGAGGUAGUAGACCUUCGUACCAUGAAGGUGAAUUCAGAAUCGGCCAUGAAAGUGGUGGAUCUGUCUUCUUCAGAUGUUAGACGCCAGUCCUUGGCCACAGACAUCAGCGGUCGUCAGACAAGCGCAGUGCAGUCCCCAGUGGUAAAUCUCAGCACUGAGUCGACCAGUGUUUCCAUAGUGACUGACAGCAUCACCAUAGUUACAUGUGCUGCCACCAUACAAAGUUACGAAAAUACCAACAUAUCCCAAGUCCCUUCUCUGCCCCUUCAGCUUACAACCACAAACAAAGCCUUCGAGCCUGUUUGUCAGAUUAUCUAUCGGCCCAUAGAUGCACAGCCCACAACCAGCAACAAUGCUGAGAUCCCGAUUAACCUUUCUCUAGGACCUGGCACAGGCUUAGGGUCAUUCCAGCCACCUGUCACUAUCGCCCCUACCCCUGCCCCAGGGUGUGUGGCUAAUGGUCUGAGCGUCGGGAUGCCGACAGUAGCAGGUGCGGUGGACCUUAGCACAGCCAAACCCUUCAACACCGUGGUUUCGGUCGACGCUUCCUCCGCGGAAGUGGUCACGGCUGUGAUCACAGAGGAGGAUGGGAAACCCGUGGACCUGACGGCUGGGAGAAGAGCUGUCUGCUGUGAUGUUGUCUACAAGCUGCCAUUUACAGGUAGCUGCACCACCCAGCAGCCCACUACUCCAUUGCCCGAAGACCGCUUCGGUUACCGAGACGACCACUACCAAUACGACCGCUCACCCUACAACAUGAGGGGCUUCGGUGGCAUCAAACCCUCCAUGUCCGACACCAAUCUGGCUGAGGCCGGGCUUUUCCUCUAUAAGAGCAAGAACAGUUACAAUUUCCAUGGCACCACAGAGGGUGCAGUAGACCUGACAUCCUCCAAGACAUCUGAUGCAGGUGUAGCUCUGGACUUCUCCACCAAAGGCUCAGGGUUAUAUUCAGGAAUGAUAAUCCCCCCAUAUUCCCAAGCUAGAGUCAAAGGAGCUGUUGGGACACACUUUGGCACGAGCAGUGUCCUGAGAUCCUCCAAUGGGGUGGUGUACUCUUCAGUCUCAGUACCAAUCCCAUCCACCUACGCCAUCACCACACAACCUGGGUCCAUAUUCAGUACCACUUACAACUCCCUGUCGGCGGGCAUGCACACCAGCGACACCAUGCCAUCCCUGUCCACUCUCCAGAACCAGCCCAUGACUCGGUCCCACAGCUUCAUCUCCACCACCUCUCUUGCUAAAGAUGGCAUAUCCACCUCCGUGGCCCUCAGCACCAAAACAGUCACCCUGGCCCUGGAAAGGCUGGACUCGUACACGGACGCGUCCCUGGAGGCUAUCGCCGCCUCGCUGGAGGCCCUGUCCUCGCCCUGUGUGCCAGGGGAGGGCCAGUACCAGAUGCAGCGUGAGAUUCUGGAGAUGGAGAAGUUCAAACAGCAGCGGUUGGCUGAAGAACUGGAGUGGGAGCGUCAGGAGAUCCAGCGCUUCCGUGAGCAGGAACAGAUGCUGGUGCAGAAGGAGCUGGAGGAGCUGCAGUCCAUGAAGCAGGCCAUCCUGUGCCAGCAGGAGGAUGAGCGCCAGGCCCACCUCAUGAUGCAAAAGGAAACCUAUGCCCAGCAGCAGCAGCAGCUAGAGCAGAUCCAGAGGCUCCAGGAGCAGCUCCGAGCACAGCUGGAGGAGCAGAAGUUCCGGAAGAUGUACCCGGGGGAGGUGUUGCUGGGGCAUGGCCAGCAGGAGGCAGUAGUCCUGGGGCCGGAUGGCACCGAGCUAGCCCGGAAAAUCAUGGAUAGUGGGUGUCAGACGGACGACGAGGACAGUGUUGUCGAUAAAGCCUACACGGCAGGGAGGAAGAAGAGAAGCACGGCCAAGAAGAGCGUAGACAGCUGCGUGCAGACGGACGAUGAGGACCAGGAGGAGUGGGAGCCUGCUCGGGCCAGACGUAGCAGGCCCCGCACGUCAAGGGGGGACAGAGGCGGACAGACUUCCGAUAUAUCCAUUCAGGCUCACUCUGAGAUCUCCAUACAGACGGACUCUGCAGGGAAUGUAAGAAUGGACACCAGGAUGGAGCUCUCCGACUCGGAAAGUCCACAUUGGGAAGACAAGAGACGGCCCACGCCCUUGGAGAUAGAACAGUCUGGCCACCUCAGAGCUGACCCCUCCUCACUUCAGGCCCCGCCCAAAUCCCCCAAUGUUCUCUACUCCCCCAUAUCCCCCUGCAUCCCAAGCAAAUCCCUUGAGUUUGUGUCCUAUGAGAAAUCACUGGGUGAUACAAGCCCACAGAGAAUAAGAGGGAGUACUGAUCCGACCAAAGUCUCUCCAACCGGCAGCCCCAAGGGACCUAAGGCCAUGCAGAGAUCCAUGUCCGACCCCAAGCCCAUGAGUCCAACUGGAGAGGAGAGGGCAUCAUCCAGUUUCCAGUAUGGCGAAGGUUCCUCCGGCAAAAGCUCGUCGGGCAGCACCCCAACUGGCACCGGCAAGAAGGUGAAGAGGACCCUGCCCAACCCGCCCUCGGAGGAGGAGGCAACAGCCGCUGGCCAGACGGCCUACAGCACUGGUUCGGCCCGCCGUCGCAUGUGCCGCAACACCAACAUGGCGAGGGCCAAGAUCCUGCAGGAUAUCGACCGAGAGCUGGACAUGGUGGAGCGUGAGUCGUCCAAGCUCCGCCACAAGCAGGCGGAGCUGGACGAAGAAGAGAAGGAGAUCGACGCCAAGCUACGCUACCUGGAGAUGGGCAUCAACCGCAGGAAAGACGCCCUCCUCAAGGAGAGGGAGAAGAGGGAGCGGGCCUACCUGCAGAGCGUGGCCGAGGAUCGUGACUACAUGUCAGACAGCGAGGUCAGCAACAUCCGGGAGACACGGAGCGGCCGUGGCAGUGGAGAAGAUGAUGAGAUGGGAAGUCACGGGCUGGAGCGCCCCAGGACGGCACCCCAGUCAGAGCUGGAUGAUUUUGUGCCACCACAGACCACACACGAGGCCCAGUACGGCACGUACUCCCAGUACCAGUACCCACUGAGCCAGACGCUGUACCAGCAGCAGUCACUCUACCAAUCUCCCCAGUCCUACCAGUCUCAGUCCAUCUAUUCCUCAGUCCCAUCCCUGUCUAGCUCCCAGCAGCAGAGCUACCACCAGAUGCUCCUUCUCCAGCAGAAGGCAGCCAGGCAGGCGGCCCUGAUCCAAGAGUUGGACGCGUCGUCAAAGUACGAAAUCAUCAGCCGACAGCCCGACCCCGUGUCCUCUGCCUACAUGGGAGGGGUCAGGUACGACAAGUACGGUAACCACUUGGACCUCCGGGCCCUGGAGGUGGGGGGCAGUAUGGCUGGCAGCCCCAUGUCCAACGUGUCGGCCGACUCCUUCUAUGGAGACGUGGAGCACCACCACCACACUCCACGAAGCUACGUCCUCCUAGAAGAUGCGGCAGAGCUGGCCAAGAGCUCCACGAGUCUGGCUUCAUCCAGCUACGCCCAGGCCGAGAAGGAGCUGGCUAAGGCAGAAAGGCUGUUGCGAAGAAGUGCAGCCGACUUGACCUCCACCGACUACCUGGGCUCCAGCUCCAGGCUCCACUCCGGGUAUGGAAAGACCCCAGACGAUGAAGACUCCAUGGACGACCCCUACGAGCUGAAGCUCCUCAAGCAGCAGCUGAAACAGGAGUUCCGGAGGAGCACAGGGGGAACAGAGAGCCUGGACCCGCUGACGGGUCUCUCCCACAACUACUACGGCACCCCCAGCUCGGGUGUCUCCUCCUCCCAGAGUUACUCCCAAAGACACUACCCCAAGACAGAGAAAUACAGCAUCAGCCGGCUGACCCUAGAGAAGCAGGCAGCCAAGCAGCUCCCGGCAUCCAUGCUGUACCAGAAGCACAAAGCCCCGCUGACCGACCCCAAAGUCUCCAAGUACUCCUCGAUGCAAGACGGCAGGAGUCUGGAGACAGACUAUACCAGCUAUUUAGGGUCCAGUAACGUUAGCGCCUCUCCCAGAUCCAGCCGGCUCCUUCAGGACGAGAUCACCUUUGGACUACGCAAGAACAUUGCAGAGCAGCAGAAGUACCUGGGCUCCACGUUGGGUGCCAACCUGGCUGGCUCGCUCAACUUCGGCCAGAGCCUGGCCUUGGACUCGACUUCCUACCCCAGUGGCAGCCGGUCACGGCCCUCUUCUAGGCCCAACUCUGUCUAUGGCCUGGAUCUCUCACUCAAACGGGACCCAUCCAGUUCCUCUUUGAGGCUCAAGGGGGACGGCGAGGCGGCCUCAGACAGCUACCAGAUGCCAUCAGGGCGUGCCAAGCCCACCAGCCUGCCCAUCGUGCAGGGCGGCCGGGGGCGCAUCCCCAUCUUGGCGCAGAACUCUGAGGAGGAGAGCCCGUUGAGUCCUGUGGGCCAGCCUAUGGGCAUGGCGCGGGCGUCAGCGGGGCCCCUGCCGCCCAUCUCGGCCGACUCACGGGACCAGUUUGGUUCGUGCCUCUCCCUGCAGGACUCCCAGCAGCAGCAGCACCUGAGGGAAGAGCCAACGAGGGGUCGAGGCUACGUCUUGAUGGACGACCUCCAGGGCACCAUGUCGGACGGCGAAGCCUACCACCUACGGCGAGAGGAAACGGACUGGUUUGACAAACCCCGCGAGGGACGACCAGAGAACGGACAAGGGCCGGACAGGAGACAGUUUCCUGUAUGUGUCUCUCAGGGGAAGGGUGUUUACUACCCCUUUCCUCACACCAGAGUCAAACUGCAGAGGGAUCCCAAGGACCGCAGCGUGUCAGGGAAUGGAUUGGGUAUCAGAGUGGUGGGAGGUAAAGAGGUUCCAGGGACCAACGGACACAUCGGAGCCUACGUAGCUAAAGUCUUACCUGGAGGAGUUGCCCAACAGACUGGGAAGAUACUAAGAGGAAUGCAGGUGCUGGAGUGGAACGAGCUUCCUCUAACGGGGAUGACCUAUGAGGAAGUGCAGGGGCUUGUGGUACAGCAGUGUGGCGAGGCAGAACUCUGCGUGAGACUAGAUCUGAACAUGCUGGCUGACUCAGAGGGCUCUCAGCACCUUGAUCUCCCAGACCAGAGCAAACCAGGUGACAGACCCCCCAGGUCUCCGGGGGUGGAUCCGAAACAACUGGCUGCAGAGCUACAGAAGGUGUCCCAGCAGCAGGCUCCUCCACCUACCACCGCCACGUCCUCCUCCUCCACGGUGGGGGGAGAGAAAGGACCCCACUCUGCCAUCUCAGGCGCCGCCUCGGCCACUUCUAGCGCCAUCCAGAGUCCGGGACAGCCGGGGUCGCCCUCCGUCAGCAAGAAACGCCACAGCAGCAAGUCUGCGGAACCAGUGAAGACACAAUCCCACCCUGUUACUGGAGAGAUACAGCUUCAAAUCAACUAUGACAAGCAGCUGGGGAACCUGAUUGUUCACGUGCUCCAAGCCAGGAACCUGGCCCCCCGAGACAACAACGGCUACUCCGACCCCUUCGUCAAAGUCUACCUCCUACCGGGGAGGGGUCAGGUCAUGGUUGUCCAGAAUGCCAGUGCUGAGAAUAAGAGGAGAUCAAAACAAGCUGGCCAGAGUCUGAACCCAGAGUGGAACCAGACUGUUAUCUAUAAGAACAUCCACCUGGAACAGCUGAGGAAGAAGCUGCUGGAGGUGAGCGUGUGGGACUACGACAAGUGCUCCUCCAACGACUUUCUGGGAGAGGUGUUGAUGGACCUGUCCAACACAGCUAACAUGGACAACGUCGCACGCUGGCUCCCUCUGAAGGAACAGAGUGAGGGAGAGCACCACCGGCGCUCCCUUUCAGCACAGGGGCGCCAGCACUCCCCCAAGCCCCCCUCGCAGCACGCCUCCCCCAAAACCCCUGCCCACGGUAACCAGGACUCCCCCAAGCCCCCCUCGCAGCACGCCUCCCCCAAAACACCCGCCCAUGGGAACCAGGACCCGCCCAAGUCGUCGGUCAUCAAGAGCCGGAGCCAUGGGAUCUUCCCUGAUCCCGCCAAGGACACGCAGGUGCCCACUAUUGAGAAAUCUCACAGUAGCCCCGGCACAUCGAAGCCUUCCCCGUCCGAGGGCCACAGCCAACAUACGCCACGCGCGGCUCCACGUGCGGCGCCUCGCAAAAGUGCAAGGCAACACCAGCAGGAUGGCGCCGGCGGUGUCGCUGUAGCAACGGGUGAAGCUCCGGCUCCGCAGCAACAGCACCGCCUCCAACCAAUCUCCUACCCCCCAGCCCAAAGAGGCCGCCUCUCCCUGAGGCACCACAGACACACCAUAGUGGGCGUGCUCACCAUUCAGAAAGCCCAAUCCGAUUCGCUCCCCGCCCCGCCGGGCCCGGCAGCAUCGGCCACUGGGAGCCAAGCAGACAGCAGACACCUGACCUUCAGGAAAGCCAUGUCUGAAGAGAGGCCACAGAGAGAAGGAGCACGGCCCGGCAGGUCCGGCGACGCCCCGGUAACAGCCGCCUCAUUGGACAGUGGUCUGAGUGGCAGUGCUCACAGCCUAUUGGAGGAUGAGGGUGGGACUAAUGCCGUGGACAGUGCCAUCUUCCAGGUCCCUCGGUUUGGGAAGAUUCCAAAUGGCACCGACGUGAUGAUGUCACCAAUGGGCCAUAUGGACUCUGAGGGUAAGACCCAGGUAAUGGGAGAGAUCAAGAUAGCUCUGAGGAAGGAGCUGAAGACAGAGGGAGACCAGCUGGUGUUGGAGAUUCUCCAGUGCAGAAACAUCACCUACAAGUUCAAGUCUCCAGACCACCUGCCAGACCUCUAUGUGAAGCUGUAUGUGGUGAACAUUGCGACCCAGAAGAGGAUCAUCAAGAAGAAGACCCGGGUAUGUCGUCACGACCGCGAGCCCUCCUUCAACGAGACCUUCAGAUUCUGCAUGAACCCCACCGGCCACUCUCUGCAGCUCUUCCUGGUGUCCAAUGGGGGGAAGUUCAUUAAGAAGACCCUGAUCGGAGAGGCCUACAUCUGGCUGGAUAAGGUGGACGUGCGGAAGCGAGUGGUCAGCUGGCACAAACUGCUGGCUAGCUCUGCUCAGAUCCACUCCUAAAGAACCUACUGUUAACCUUGUCUAUUCUAUAGGCUCUUAACUCGCAGAGAGAAAGACGAGGAUGGCUAGGGCGCUCGAGUUUACUGUCGCCAUCACUGAUCCACUCUUUAUGGACCUACUGGACAUACUCACAGGUCCAGCAUUGGGGUCGGGCGAGGACCGUUAGGGUGCGGGAGUUAGACAUCUCUUCCGUAUCCUGUGGAUCUUGAGUUUUGGUGUCAGGGGUCAGCGUUUGAAUUGCUUGAGCUGUGACUAGGGAUUGGCUAGUGGGGAGGAAGUAGGUAUGUGUUUACAGGAAAUUAACUUGUGUUUACAGGAAGUAGUGUAGCCAGGGCAGGGAGGAGGACAUUGAGGCAACAAAGCAAGAACAGAAUCAACCAGGUAUUACACAUACACUCACACACACAGUCAACAACACAUUCAAACACACCACAAAGAAAGAUGAUCGUAAGAGACUGACACAUAAAUACAGGGGUUGGACAUGUUUAGAUUCUCUCAUUGCUUUAUUUGACUGGAGAUGUUUUUAUUUAUGAAUGAAAUUAUAACUACCUGUGGAUUCCCCUCGUGGCUUUGUAUAUUGUUAGAAGAAUUUAAUUAAUUUAUGAAGCAUUUUGGGAAUUAAAUGUUGAAGAUUUAUUAUAUGGAGAUUGCACCUCUUAUUUUUGUAUUAUAAUUAUGAUUAUUAGAGUUUUAUUGAUUAUUCUCCUCAAUUGUUUAAGUACUGAAUGAUUAAUGAAUAAUUUUUUAUCCAGGGACGCACAGUAUAUUUUGUGACAUACUCUCACUUUAAUUCUAAUUCUCGAUUUGAAAUGACUCCCUCAUCUGGCACAAGGUACAAAGACCUUGGCAAGCAUGUUUUUACAUUUUGGGACAACAAUAUUUCCCCUUCUCUUCUUUCUCUAGAUGUAAAUUUAGAUGCUGAUAUAUCAGAUAUAUUAUAUAAACAUUGUUCUAAGUAUAAUUGGUGUGGUUUUAACAGACUGGGUAGUCUUGUGCACAGGGUCAUGUUUAUUAGGCACCAAAUGGAAGAAAACAGACUGAAACAAGGAGGGACUACCUGGUGUUGUCCAGGAAGAAAUGCUCAUUUUAGUUUUCAGUUGCAAAAUGUUUUCUGCUGGGUGACCUAAUGAACGUGACAGUGAAAAGUUGCAUUGUUGCCUUUGAGGUUGACUUUGUAUAUAGUUGAGUACACUGUCGUUGUGAGAGAUAAAUAGAUAUAUUCUUAUCACAGACAAUCCGUUGUGGAUGAUUGUGGCUUAACGUAUUAUUUUUGAAAUGUGAAAUAUUGGGCACAGGUUUUAGCUGUGAUUCAAGCCUGGUUUUCCUCCUAGUAAGAUACACAGUGAACUGCUAUGCGUAAGACUAGCAUAGUUCUGACUUCUCCUUACAUUCACACAUUUGAAAUAUCUCUUCACAUGCACACUUUCAUGUUUUACUUAGCACUUUGUCAAGUUAUCGAAUGUAUAGAUGAAUAUACAGUAUGUCCCCACUCGUAGAGAAAUAUAAUAUAUAUAAGUAUGUCAAAUGAAUAUAUUAAAUAAAUGAUGAUAAUGAUAAUGAUAGUAAUAUAAUAUAGUUGACCAUACUUGAUUACCCUCUUGGCCUGUGUAUAGUAAAGUGUGUCCCAUGGUUCAUAUAUCAGGGUCCCCUCCAAACAGUCUAUCUAUACAUUGGAUGGGUGGGUGGGGUGGGGGAGUAGGUGGAUGCGGCAUGCUUUGGACGGUUUCUGUUGGUGUGUCUAUCUCCAUCACAUGUCUAGGUACAAACUAUCCUAUUGGGCUCUCUGUUUUUCUAUGGGGAGAGGUUGGUAGCUGGGGCUAUUGUUUGAACAUGAGUUCAAUCAAAGUUGCUUUGAUUAAGAAAUGCUACAAUGCUCCUGGGUGGCGCAGUGGUCUAAGGCACUGCACCAGAGACUGGGUUCUGUGCCACCAGAGACUGGGUUCGAGCCCAGGCUCUGUCGCAGCCGGCCGCGAACGGGAGGCCCAUGGG
Molecule: messenger RNA, 11305 nt
Organism: Oncorhynchus mykiss (rainbow trout)
Lineage: Eukaryota; Metazoa; Chordata; Actinopteri; Salmoniformes; Salmonidae
Source: RefSeq, a predicted model, not a curated record